AUGUAUUCUUCAUCCGCUUCGCCCUCUCGUUACAGGCCAAGGUCUGCAGGUGGAAGGGCCAGAUGUCAAUGUGGUCUCCCUCUCAUCAUCUACACAGCUAGGACUCGAGUAAACACUGAUAGGAGAUUUCUGAGAUGCAGAAGAUGGCAAUUGCCAGAUACUUGUGGUUUCUUUUUUUGGAUUGAUGAUCCAAGUAUUGCAGUUCAGAGAAGUCAUGCUCAAGUUGAAAGUGAUGCAACAAGUUUAAAUUCUGAGAUUGGCAAUUCAUCAAACUCUGUUCAUGUUGUACCAGAGUUGAAUAAGAAGAUUAUGAAGCUCAAGAAGAAGCUUGAAGUUGAGCGAUUCCAGAAGAAGCUUGCAUGCUUGUUUACUGUCCUUGCAAUGAUAGUAGCAAUAGGGACUUUAUGUAUGAGAAAGGGUUGA
This is a messenger RNA of Lotus japonicus, 423 nucleotides long. RefSeq lists its product as uncharacterized. The transcript is spliced from 2 exons. Gene Ontology annotation, molecular function: zinc ion binding. The record is from RefSeq and is a predicted model, not a curated record. Bases 1 to 423 code for a protein of 140 amino acids. Lineage: Eukaryota; Viridiplantae; Streptophyta; Magnoliopsida; Fabales; Fabaceae.